AUAAUUGUUUACUCGCGCUUAAGAUAAAUAAUUAAUAAAGAAUUAAAAUAUUUGAAUGAUUAAAAAAAUUUGUACAUCACCGAAAGAUACAAAUGAUAAUGUGUCGAUUAUUAAACAAUAAUAUUGUUAUUAUUUCCUGAAUAAAGUAGCCGUUUGCCUGAUAAACGUAUAAUGUAUCGUCAGAGAUUUAAGGGACAAUAGGCGAUAAAAAGUUGUAUGUAAUUUUAAUUAUGAAUAACAUGUAAUAUUCUUAAUACCUUUUGUAAAUCACUCAUAAAUAUACUAAAUUAAUCUAUUCGGAUAAUUUUUCAUAAUAAUUCGAUGUUCAACUUUUUUUUAAUUUUUUACACAUUAAAAUAUUUAAAAGAUAUAUAAUAAAAAGUAAAUUACAGUUUCUACUUGUAAUUACAUGUUUAAUGUUAAUUUGCAUCGAUGAAGAAUGUAACAUAGAUAAAAUGGUUAUCUUAUUUCUUAUAGAACCCCAGAGGUAUUUCAGUUGCCACGCCUAAAUUUCUUCCAAUUGAGGGAUAUCUCCCUUCCCCCACUUUACCCGGAUAUGGAGUAAUGUUUCCUGUACAGUCGGUGUAACAUCUAUAUUUCAAUGAGGCCACAAUAAAUAAUUUGGUUUUGUUAUAUGACUUUGGUCAUCAGUUAGUUAAUUACAAGAAAGUAAAAGUAAUGUGGAUUCAAACAAAAGUUGUGAAGUAAAGUCACCUGGUCACUUCUACGCCGUUUUAUUUGACGCAUGUAUUUUCGGUAUGGUUGUGAUACAAUCGUGUUCUGUCACAAUACGGCGCCCUUUUGUCUAAAAUUUGGUUUCGGAUUAUUUUUUUAAUAUUCUUCGGCUGCACUCAAUUAGUAAUUUCUCCUCUGUAGGUUACUUUUUUAGAAAAAAAUGUCUACUGAAAGUGUGAAAACUUUUGCUAGCCUUGAAACUCCUGGAUAUGUGGGAUUUGCAAAUUUACCCAAUCAAGUACAUAGGAAAUCUGUAAAGAAAGGAUUUGAAUUUACGUUAAUGGUUGUUGGAGAAUCAGGUCUUGGAAAAUCUACGUUAGUCAAUAGUCUAUUUCUUACUGACUUAUAUCCAGAACGUGUAAUUCCUGAUGCUAUAGAAAAAACUAAUCAAACUGUAAAGCUCGAUGCUUCUACUGUGGAGAUUGAAGAAAGAGGAGUUAAACUUAGGUUGACUGUUGUCGAUACACCUGGUUAUGGAGAUGCAAUUGAUAAUACAGAUAGUUUUAGAGCUAUUAUACAGUACAUAGAUGACCAAUUUGAAAGAUUCUUACGUGAUGAAAGUGGCUUAAAUAGAAGAAAUAUAGUAGAUAAUAGAAUACACUGCUGCUUUUAUUUUAUUUCUCCAUUUGGUCAUGGAUUGAAACCAUUGGAUAUAGAAUUUAUGAAACAACUCCAUAAUAAAGUCAAUAUUGUGCCAGUAAUUGCUAAAGCAGAUGUACUUACAAAAAAAGAAGUUUUACGCUUAAAAAAGCGUGUUAUGGAAGAAAUUGAGGGCAGUGGUAUCAAAAUCUAUCCUCUGCCAGAUUGUGAUAGCGACGAAGACGAAGAUUACAAAGAACAAGUUAGACAACUAAAAGAAGCAGUUCCUUUUGCAGUAUGUGGAGCUAACACUCUGUUAGAAGUAAAGGGGCGUAAAGUACGUGGACGCUUGUAUCCAUGGGGAGUUGUAGAGGUUGAGAACCCUGAUCAUUGUGAUUUUAUAAAAUUGAGAACAAUGUUGAUCACACAUAUGCAGGAUUUGCAGGAAGUGACACAAGAGGUACAUUAUGAAAACUAUCGUAGUGAAAGACUGGCAAAAGGAGCUCCUGUUCCACCUCGCAGACAAACUAUUAUGGAAUCCGAGAAAUCUCAUGCAGUGUCUGAAAAAGAUCGUAUUCUACAAGAAAAAGAUGCGGAAUUACGACGAAUGCAAGAACUCGUGGCAGUAAUGCAAGCACAAAUGCAACAGCAGCAUCCAUAAUUAUAUACUCUAUGCAAAACUGCAUAAAGAUACACACAAAUUGAUCACCAUUGAAGGUGCCAAAAAGAUAAAUAAUUAUUAUGCUAUCCAAGAUAAAAUGUAAUAGGAGUGCAUAGUUUCAUAAAUUGAUUUGUGGCAAACGUAUUAUGUAAAGAUACGUUUUUUAAUUCAGUAUUUUCUUUAAAUACUAAGUCAAAUAAUAUUCAUAUUCGAGUGUCUUAUACAAAAGUCAAAACAGAAAUGUGCGAUAAGUGCCUUGCAUAUUCCUUUUAAAUAGAACAAUUUACAGUUCCAUUAUUGAAAUAACUCAUCAUAUUAAAGUAAAUUUAUGUAAUAGUUGAAGGAUACAGUACAAUUCAAAUUUGCUAAAACAUACUAGAUAUAUUGUACGACUUACAUAAACAAUUUAGAUAAUUCAAAUUAUAACAUUAUAUUUAAUGACUUGAAAAUCAUGAGAAGACAUUUUAACGAUGUAAGUGAAACAAAUAUCAAUGUAUUACGUAAAUUUAUUUUUUCUUAACUAUUGUACUUAUGUAUGCAUUUUUAUACUAAGAACAUCAUCACACUUUUGUAUGUAUUAUACAGAUACACCCAAAGUGUAUUUUACACCUUUUUUAUACAAAUAUACCGAUUAUAAUUUGUGUCA
Molecule: messenger RNA, 2621 nt
Organism: Megalopta genalis
Lineage: Eukaryota; Metazoa; Arthropoda; Insecta; Hymenoptera; Halictidae
Source: RefSeq, a predicted model, not a curated record